This is a messenger RNA of Jatropha curcas, 1387 nucleotides long. The record is from RefSeq and is a predicted model, not a curated record. Lineage: Eukaryota; Viridiplantae; Streptophyta; Magnoliopsida; Malpighiales; Euphorbiaceae.
CCGAGUUCACUGACACUCAAAACCAAAUACCAGCACUCAGAGCGUGAAAAUGGAGGAAAUGGACGAAACGGAGGCCGAACAACAGGUCUACAUGGCGUGUAUUCUACAUGGCCACACGGUUGGUAUUUCUUAUUAUGAUUCAAGUAUUCGCCAACUUCAUGUGCUCGAAAUUUGGGAAGAUGUCAGCUCGGACUUCCCCCUGAUUGAUCUAGUAAAAUACCAGGCUAAGCCCCUGACCAUUUACACGAGCAGUAAAAGUGAAGAAUCCUUCAUAUCCGCUUUACAACGAAGUGAUGGCACCCCUGAGGCACCCACAGUGAAACUGGUGAAAAGUUCAAUUUUCAGCUAUGAGCAAGCAUGGCACAGAUUGAUAUACCUUCGAGUAACAGGAAUGGAUAAUGGGUUAAACAUCAAGGAAAGAAUUUGUUAUCUUAGUUCUAUGAUGGACAUGGGAAGUGAAAUUCAAGUUCGAGUAAGUGGUGGUCUUCUUGCCAUAUUAGAGAAUGAAAGGAUUGUGGAUGCCCUUGAGCAAAAGGAAUGUGGGAAUGCAUCAAUUACAAUUGAUGCUGUAACGAAAAUUUCAUUAAACAAAUUUCUCAAGCUUGAUGCAGCAGCUCAUGAGGCAUUGCAGAUUUUCCAAAUAGAUAAACAUCCAAGCCAUAUGGGCAUCGGUAGAUCAAAAGAAGGGUUCUCUGUGUUUGGCAUGAUGAAUAAGUGUGCGACACCAAUGGGUCAACGUCUUUUAAAAAAUUGGUUUCUGAGGCCCAUACUGGACCUUGAAAGAUUGAAUGGCCGUCUCAAUGCUAUAUCAUUCUUUUUAUGUUCUGAAGAACUGACGAUGUCUCUGUAUGAAACACUGAAGUCUGUCAAGGACAUUUCCCAUAUACUGAAGAAAUUCAACUCGCCAAGUUCAAUGUGUACUAGUGGUGAUUGGACAUCCUUUUUGAAGAGCAUUUGUUCAUUGUUGCAUGUUGAUAAGAUAUUUGAAGUAGGCAUAUCCGAAAGUCUGCGAGAGCAGGCCAAGUGCUUGAAUCUCAACAUCAUUGAGCAGUUGAUGAACUGCGACAAAUCUAUGAGGACUGCCAGAUUUUCUGCAGAAGGUUUCCUUGUUGGAACGCCACUUCCGCAUUUGAGUAAUGAGAAGCUCACUCCAUGUAUUGUUUUUUACAUCAAAUAUGGGGCGAGGGCACAUUUUGCAGGAAAUGAAACAGUGGAUGACCCAUUUAUCCCAAUGUACAAAGAGAUUGAAGAUGAAUUGGAACGGAUCAAUAUCAUCACCCUCGGUCCUAAUUAUUCAGCGGAAGACGUAAAUAUAUUAAAGCAGGUAGUAUGUGAUACUUUUCAUUUCACUGUUGUAACUGCGUCUUUCCGACUAAUAUAUGGUUAG